AGAGGAGCAACGGGCAGCGCGCGAAUUUCGUGAGCGAUCCGCUUCGCAGCUGAUAUGAACCUGUCUUGUUUUGAAAGUUAUACCGGAAGUAGUACAGGGUACAAGCGAGGAGCUUUACGUCUCGCGCUGCUCAGUCCGGUUAUCGUAGAGAUGGGAGCCGCUUCUGUCCUCUCCAGCAUCAUCCCGUCUGGAGUGUGAGGGUCAAGAGAUGGACCAUUAGCUCAGCCCUGCAGCAAACUGAACGUGCAUUCUGAAGCAGAGAUGAAGGACCUGAUCUCAGCUGUGGGAUGAAGACAGAACCAGAGUCACUGAACAUGGCCUGCAUUCAGCAGCUGUCUGUGUCAAAGCUGGAGGCUGAAAGCCUUCUCCUGGAGGAUUACUGACAGCAAGGCACGCUGCCGGGUCCGGACACCUGUCGGUGAGCCUGUGAUGUCACCUCUAAUCAUGGGGAAGGAACAGGAUCUUCUGGUGGCGGUGAAGAACGGAGAUCUCCUGUUGGUUCACACACUUCUCACCAAAGUGAAGAGCAACAAAACGAAACUGCUGGGCUCCAACAAGAGACUAAAUAUCAACUACCAGGACUCAGACGGUGUCGCAGCGCUGCACCACGCUGCUCUGACAGGAACCACGGAGCUGCUGUCUCUGCUGCUGGAGACCCAGGCCACGGUGGACAUCAGAGACACUAAUGGAAUGCGUCCCCUCCAUUAUGCAGCAUGGCAGGGAAAAUCCGACUCCGCCUUAUUAUUACUGAGAGCUGGAGCUUCAGCCAACUCCCCUUCCUGUGACGGACAGAUCCCGUUGCAUUUGUCUGCGCAGUACGGACACUACGAGGUGUCUGAGAUGCUCCUCCAACACCAGUCCAAUCCUUGUCUCCUGAGCAAGUCCAAGAAGACUCCACUGGACCUUGCCUGUGAGUUUGGCAGAGUGAAGGUGUGUGAGCUGCUGCUGAACAGUAACAUGGUGACGGGGCUGUUAGAAGGAGGGAGGAAGGACAGCCAGGACUCGACCACCCCCCUCCAUCUGGCAGCCAGAAAUGGACACAAAGACAUCAUCAAAUUGCUGCUGAAGGCUGGGGUCGACAUCAACAAAGCCACUAAAGAAGGGACAGCCCUCCACGAAGCCGCCCUCUAUGGGAAGACCGAAGUAGUGCAGCUGCUGCUCGAUGUGGGGAUCAAUGUGAACAUGCGUAACACGUUCAACCAAACAGCUCUGGAUAUUGUAAACCAGUUCACCACCACCACAGCUAGCAGGGAGAUCAAAGAGCUGCUCAGAGAAGCAUCAGGUUCUGUCCAGGUUAGAGCGCUGAAGAACUACUGGAACCUCCAUGACCCUACUGCUCUCAGCAUGCAGGCUGGAGAUCUUGUCUUGGUCCUGGAGCAGCACGCCCAUGGACAGUGGAAAGGCCGCAUCCGUGACCCACAGCAAGGCACAGAUCGAGUGGGCUUCUUCCCCCCUGCAGUGGUGGAGGUCCUCAGCAGAAAAGGGGCCCUUCUUUCCUGCCAAGCCUCCAUGCCUCCACAGCAGCAGCCUUUCAUAUCCAGAGCUCCUCCCCUUCAAACCAAUGGCUCUUCCAUCCUCGGCUAUGAUCCUGCAGGGGACAGGAGCAGUGUGAGCAGUGCUGACAGCAGUCGCAGUGCCGGCAGCGGUCAGAGCUCCGAGAGCGGGCACAAACAGGAUGGAAGCCACAGCCGACACAAGCUGGAGCCCUCUGCUGGUGAAACUGGAGAAAACAUCAUCAGAGACCAGAGCAAGCAUGAAGGUGGUUCUCAUCAGCAGGUCAACAGCUCACAUCUGAAGGGUUUUUUCACACCUGAACACCUUCAGGAGGGGAAGGACUGCGAGACCAUCUACCAGUGGCUGUGUGAAUUCCAGCUGGAGCAGUACACAUCCAACUUCAUAAGAGCAGGAUACGACAUGCCCACCAUUAGCAAGAUGACCCCAGAGGACCUAGCAGCCAUCGGUGUGACCAAACCAGGUCACAGGAAGAAGAUCUCCAUUGAAAUUAGCAAAAUGAAGAUGCCUGAGUGGCUGCCGGACCACACUCCUCUGGACCUGGGCGAAUGGCUCAGUAUGAUCGGCCUGCCGCAGUACCACAAGAGACUGUGUGAAAACGGCUACGAUUCCAUCUCCAUCGUGAAGGACAUCACCUGGGAGGACCUGCAGGAGAUAGGAAUCACCAGACUGGGCCAUCAGAAGAAGCUAAUGCUAGAAGUGAAGCGCCUGUCUGACCUGCAUCGCUGUCAGACUCCUGCAGGCAGAACGCUCAGACAAAUGCCCGCCUCUGCUCUGGAGGUGGUGGCCACUGAGCAGACGCCGGCACACCCCGUUCACCCCAGCCUGCACCCUGUGGCUCAGUCCGCCAGCUGCUGCACCUCCUCACACAAGCACAGGACACUCCUCUCCUUUCAGGACAGUGAGCUCAGUGCUGAGCUGCAGAGUGCUAUGAUUAGCAAGGUGGGGGGAGGAGCUUCUGAGGAGAGUCGGGGCAGCAAUAGGGGGGAGGGGGUCAAACGUGGAAGUCCUGGAGGCAGGAGUAAGCAGAAUCCCAAAGAGCUGAGGAGCCACCAGAGUUGGUGUGCAACACCCACACACACCUGUGGAACACCUCAGCUGACCCCCACAGGGUUGCCCUGUUUUGCACACCCAGCAGUCCCACCCACGUCCACGCACCUUAAGUCCCCGAACCAUUUCCUUCAGCCUCAGCAGCAGUCCAAGCACCAGCCUCCCUCCUGCUCGUUGCCUCAGGCCCCACAGACGGUCUCUCCCCUUAGGGCUCCGGUUGGAGGUGUUCAUGGGGCCUCGGGGCUGCUCUCCAAGCCCCUUUCUGGAGCUGUUCCUGUGCUGAGACACCCAGCUGUAGACUCCCACGUGGCGUCUCAGAAGAAACGCAGCCAAAGUUUGACCCGAUGUGUUCCAUUCAGCAGGGAGGCUGACGAGUUCAAGGCUGUAGAUGCCUCCUCUUCUUCUGCAGCCAUGUCGCCCUACGCCACCCUCUCUUGGCGGCCAGAUCACACGUCAGGGACACAACAUCAACUCAACCGCAGCCACUCCUUUGCUGUGCGCUCCCGACACAAAGGUCCACCCCCCACACCACCUAAGAGAAUGAGCUCAGUCAGUGGGAGCCCAGCACAGCAGCAGGAAGGGGCGGAGCCACAGGCGAUGGGUGGGGUCGAGACGGAGACGGCAGGUAGUGUGAGGAGCAUAGCAGCCAGGUUAGAAGUUGGCAGCAGCAGCAGCAGUCCCUCCAGAAGAAUCGACAUCCCACCAGCCUACAUCCAUCCUGUUCUCAGCCGUGUUUCCUCCCCACACACUCACGGGUUUCCCUCCCACAUCGUUCUGCAGCAUUCCAAACCCGUCCCUGUUCUGGGUUUGGGCGGCCUAAGGAGAGUAGGAAGUGAGAGGGCAGAGGGAGAUACUCAUGGACACAGAGGUGGACGGUCAGUGGAAAGAGCUCAGGAGAAGCCCAAAAGAAGAAGGAAUGAAAACCAAAGCAAGUGUGCUGCAGCGUCACCAGAGGUCACUCCAGAGGAGGACCUGCCGUUUGCUGAAGAGGGAAAUCUCACCAUCAAGCAGCGACCCAGAACAGCUGCUUGUACCCAGCUGGACCAGUUCAAUAAGACUCCAUCUGAAAGUCCGGUUCAGACUCCAAACAGCCUGGAGCUUCAAGACUUCAUGCUGAAGGAGUCUGACACUGUAAAACGAAGGCAGAACCGCGAUGGCAAAGAUUUUCCCUUACCUGAAAAGACUACCGUCACUAGCAAGAAUGAGAGGCGUCUGGCAGGAGGCAGCCUUCUCACACAGAACUGUGUCAGCGUCACGAAUACUGGGAAGGCUCAAGAAAACGUCUUCCAGAGAAGUGGUUCAGUGGGGAAAAGCCCGAAACCUGCCGAAACCUCGAAGUCUUCCAGACCACCCAAACAACCCCCUAACAGCACACCAGGGAGCCUUCAAAAACACGUUUCCUCUGCAGCUACAGCAGAAACCGCCGAUGAAAACCGGACCAGUGUGCAGAUUCAAACCGUCUCAUCAGUGCUGAGCAGCAGCAGCCCCUUCCAGAUGAGCAUGCUGUGUCCCAACGCUGCCAAGCACCAGCAGACUGGCAUGUCCCAGAGCGCUUCUGAUGGGCCUCAUCCCAGUACGCCCUUCACCUCACCAUCAGGGAAACCAGCCCAAACUGGUAUGGUGGUUCUGGAGGUCUUGGCUCAGAAGAGACUGGAGCAAACAAGUUCAUCUCUGGAGGCUGCUCUCAAGGAGGCGGAAGACAAGCUGUCACAAGGAAAUCACGUUGACAGCAUUCCAGGCCCAUCAAAAGCAGCCGGGAAUAUUCUGGAUGACAUUGGGAACAUGUUUGAUGAGCUGGCUGACCAGCUGGACGCCAUGUUGGACUGAUGGCAUGCUCCAGGUAGACCCAGAGGAAGAGGUGGUUGGCGAGAACCAAGGUGGAAACUCCGGCUGCCGAAAGUGAAUCCAAUGCUGAAGUGACAAAAAUUUCAGUUCCUCCCUCAUCCACUAGGGGCAGGUUCCAAAACAGAGCAAGUUCCCAUUGACUCCCAUGUUUAAAAAUGCGAACUUCGCAGCAGAAAUAAACAUGUUUACAGCCUAGUACAAAAAAUCAUUUAGGUUUAAUAGUUCAAGUUUAACAUCAUGGCAACUCUGAGGGGGUGCCGCUGAGCUAGAAAAUAUGAAUAAUUAGAGGCGUGUCUGUUUGACUGACAGGCGGUUUAUUUUAGGGGUUGCAUGACUUAAUUUUUUUUAAAGUCGACAGUCAAGUAGUGAAAAUCGAGUCGACUUCGACUAGUCGUUGAUGAUGUCAUACACCUGGAGCAGCGGCGAGGGGGUCAGUUGGUUCGCUGGAGUUUUUGGCAAUUAAAAUUAAAAUUAACAUUUUCAAAGUUAAACACAUUUCUUUUAACAACGGUAGUUUCUGCUUCAGCCCUCUCCCCCCUCCCCCUGCGCCGCGGCCGCAAACUCACUGAUGCGCCUGCAGCCUCUCAGAGUUCCUGCUGCUCUAAACAUUAAAAUAAUUAUUUCAUUUUCUGUUCCUCACUUCUGAUUACCUUCAAUGGUGUCUGUUUGUUGCAACCAGCAGGUACAAAAACUAACUUGUUUUUAUUUGACUAUUUUUCUGUCCUGCCUGUUUAUUAUCUUCCUGCAUCUCCUCUCAAUCCUAAAGAGAAACUGCUACCUGGGUUCAUAUAUAUUCACCUCAUGAGUUACCUUUGAACUGCAGUUCUAAAAGAUCUACCGACCGCAAAAACAGCGGAGUGUGCGCUACGCGCCGGCCACAGUGCAUCACCGGAGGACAAAACAGGUGAUGCGCCCCGCUCCACAGCAGCGACAUGCAUCAGGCACAAAUAAAAGACAGAAAACAUAAAAGGAAAUGAGCCGACAUGAACGAUCGCGUGUUAAAUUAGUUUUUGAGGUGGCGACACCUGAUUUGAUAACGUUACUGUGGCCGUGCUCAGGACGUAGAUGUCUGGAGUGCGUCAACAAUCAGAGCUUUGCAUGCACACGCUGGUUAAGGUUAGGAUGGGGGUGAGGGGAAGGUUACAUUGCAAGAGGGUAAAGGGUUAAAUGAUUCGUUAAAUGUUCGUUUUACGGCGGGUGUCGGUACCGACGCUCUGGCACAGCGCGUUGCCUCCCGACGCGUAGGGGCUCGUCAC
Nothobranchius furzeri (turquoise killifish) is the source of this 5663-nucleotide messenger RNA. The record is from RefSeq and is a predicted model, not a curated record. NCBI's taxonomy places the organism in Eukaryota, Metazoa, Chordata, Actinopteri, Cyprinodontiformes, Nothobranchiidae.